Messenger RNA from Neurospora tetraspora, 618 nucleotides. RefSeq lists its product as uncharacterized. The coding region runs from base 1 to 618 and encodes 205 amino acids. The record is from RefSeq and is a predicted model, not a curated record. The transcript has a single exon. NCBI's taxonomy places the organism in Eukaryota, Fungi, Ascomycota, Sordariomycetes, Sordariales, Sordariaceae.
AUGUCUUGUGUGCGUGAAGAUUCUCUCUCGUUGCGGUCUGGAAGGUUCAUCGUCUGUCUGUCUGUCUGUCUGUCUGGCUGCUACGACACAACCUCACCAUCCGCCCGCCUCAACUUUAUAUUCAUGGCAUCCCAAGCACCCCCAGAGACGAAAGCACUCGAGGUCAGCUCACGGGUGUCUUCUUGGUGCAAAGACUGUGAUGUUUGUCGCAUGUGCAUCCCCGGUGAGGGGCUGACAAAGCGGAGCGGUGUCACCCGAGAACGAGAUCUUGAAGACCUAUACAAGUCGGCUGCGGACGGGUGUCUGACGUGCAAGAUUAUAGGUGAUGCUUUUGAGAGCUUGUUGAACUAUGAGACAUUCCGUUUCCGUCCUAGAACGAUGAACAUAUACUUGCUCAACUUAAACGAUGAACUUAGAUCCAUGUACGUAUAUCUGUAUGUGCCACCUUCGCUCUCUCAACCUUGGCAUCGGUCAGGAAUCUUUUAUUUUUAUGCUAAAGGUCAGUUGUUUUAUAUUACUUCGUCCUGUUGGUUGAGUUCUGCGCUUAAUCGUCUAUUUCAGGAGUUUACUUUCCAAUUCAGCUGCCAGAAUCUGUACACUAACGCUCGCCAGAACUGA